Raphanus sativus (radish) is the source of this 1168-nucleotide messenger RNA. RefSeq lists its product as uncharacterized. Gene Ontology annotation, molecular function: oxidoreductase activity, acting on the CH-CH group of donors. Gene Ontology annotation, biological process: lipid metabolic process. The record is from RefSeq and is a predicted model, not a curated record. Bases 98 to 979 code for a protein of 293 amino acids. Gene Ontology annotation, cellular component: membrane. The transcript has 10 exons. NCBI's taxonomy places the organism in Eukaryota, Viridiplantae, Streptophyta, Magnoliopsida, Brassicales, Brassicaceae.
UUCUUAAAAGAGGAUAACGAAUCGCUUCUCUUCUAUUCUAAUCCAAGUUUCUUUCUUUUCUCUGUUUUUACUCUCUCUUUUUUUCUCGUUGGAUAGAAUGGGAACGGUUCUGGAUUCGCAUUUCCUGUCUCUCACUGCCAUUGUCACUGUGGUUUACCAGUUAAUAUUCUUUGUAAUCACAGCUCUUUUCAAGAUCGAUCAAGUCACUGACUUUGCAGGAAGCACAAACUUCGUUAUACUUGCUCUACUGACUCUUGUUCUUAAAUCCACGUGGCAUUUUCGCCAGAUAGUCUUGACUUUGCUGGUUGUGGUAUGGGGUCUUCGCUUGGGAACAUUUCUUCUAAUGAGGAUCCUGCAAUGGGGUGAAGAUCGACGCUUUGACGAAAUGCGUCAAAAUCUGGUGAAACUAAUAGUUUUCUGGACUUUUCAGGCCGUGUGGGUUUGGACCGUGAGCUUACCUCUAACCGUCGUUAACUCAAGUGAUGAUGGUGGAGGAGGAUCUCUUAAACCCGCAGAUGUUAUCGGCUGGACGAUGUGGGUUUUCGGUUUCUUGAUUGAAGCUGCGGCUGAUCAACAGAAGCUCUCUUUUAAAAACGCUCCAGAGAACAGAGGUAAAUGGUGUGAUGCUGGUCUUUGGAAGUAUUCAAGACAUCCAAACUACUUUGGUGAGAUGUUACUGUGGUGGGGAAUCUUUGUGGCUGCAUCGCCUGUUCUAGAAGGUGCUGAGUAUCUUGUAGUGUUCGGACCAGUCUUUCUCACUUUGCUACUUCUUUUCGUCAGCGGCAUACCUUUACUAGAGGCAUCGGCUGACAAAAAGCAUGGCCACUUGGGAGCUUACCGAUUCUAUAAGAAGAGUACAAGUCCUCUGAUUCUUUUGCCGAGAGGAGUGUAUGGGAACUUACCAGGAUGGUGCAAGAGAGUCUUUCUCUUCGAGCUUCCUUUUUACAGUAGGAAUCUACCUGAAGAAGCUGCUAUUUAAAAGCUAAAGGAGCCCUCCAAGAGAGUAUCAGCUGCAAGAUUACUCUAAUUUGUGAUUUAGAAAAUAAAAUUCUGAGUUUCUAUCAUUACAACACUCUCUAGAUGAGAUUGUGUAAGAAAAGAUUGCAUGUAAGAAACUGAAUUUGAUUGCGCGUAAAAAAGCAUCCAAAGCAAACAGAUGAAAACAUCA